AUGAAGGUUGAAAGAGAUUCUGUUGGACUUGUUACUCCAUUUGCCAAAGCUGGAUUCGUGAGCAGAAUGUCGUUUUGGUGGUUAAAUCCGUUGAUGAAAAAAGGCAGGAAGAAAACUCUUGAGGAUGUAGAUAUACCCAAGUUGCGCGAGGCAGAUCGAGCAGAAAAUUGUUAUAUGCUGUUCUUGGAACAAUUGAAUAAGCAGAAAAGAGCAAAACCAUCAAUUUUAAAGGCAAUAAUCUUGUGCCAUUGGAAAGAAAUCAUCUUAACUGGGUGUUUUGCUUUGUUAAAGAUUCUUACAGCGUCUGCCGGCCCCUUACUUCUGAACUCCUUCAUAUUGGUUGGUGAGGGGAAAAAAAGUUUCAAGUACGAAGGACACUUGCUGGCAAUAUCAUUUUUAUUUAUAAAGAGCAUAGAAUCCAUAUCACAGAGGCAAUGGUUCUUCCGAAGCAGGCUUAUUGGCCUGAAAGUGAGAUCAUUGCUAAUUGCAGCCAUUUAUAAAAAGCAACUGAGAUUAACCAAUUCAGCUAGGUUGAAGCACUCAGCUGGUGAGAUAAUGAACUAUAGAUACUACUUCGCCUCUGCAAAAGAACUAAUGAGGAUAAAUGGCACAACCAAGUCUUUAGUAGCAAGUCAUCUAGCUGAGUCUUUAGCGGGAGCCAUGACAAUAAGGGCUUUUGAGAAGGAAGACAAGUUCUUUGCAAAAAAUCUUGACCUCAUUGACACCAAUGCUAGUCCUUCUUUCCACAACUUUUCAGCAAAUGAGUGGUUGACCCAAUGGAUAGAAAUGAUAAGUGCAGUUGUUCUUGCCUCUGCAGCACUUUGCAUGGUUUUGCUUCCUCCCCGAACUUUUAGCUUUGGACUUAUGGGGAUGUCACUUUCUUAUGGUCUUUCCUUAAGCAAUAACCUUGUCCGUGCAAUUCAAAUGCAUUGCAGUAUAGCAAAUGACAUCAUUUCUGUAGAAAGGCUAUAUCAAUACAUGCAUAUUCCCAGUGAAGCCCCUCAAGUAAUAGAAGGGAGCCGCCCAAUGACAUAUUGGCCGGCUGUGGGUAAAGUGGAGAUACAAGAUUUGCAGGUCAGAUAUAGGCCCAGUGCACCUCUCGUUCUUUGCGGGAUAAAUUGCACUUUUGAAGGAGGGCACAAGAUUGGUAUUGUUGGCCGAACUGGCAGUGGGAAAACUACCCUCAUAAGUGCUCUUUUUCGUCUGGUGGAGCCAGCUGCAGGGAAGAUUAUAGUUGAUGGCAUUGACAUCUCUCAAAUUGGACUUCAUGAUCUUAGGUCACGUCUCGGAAUAAUUCCUCAAGAUCCUACUCUUUUUAAUGGGAAUGUGCGAUACAAUUUGGAUCCCUUGUCUCAAUAUUCUGACCAAGAAAUCUGGGAGGUUAUUGAAAAGUGUCAGCUGCAAGAGACUCUUCAAGAUAAAGGAAAGGGCCUAGAAGCCUUAGUUGUGGAAGAUGGAUCAAAUUGGAGCGUGGGGCAGCGACAACUUUUCUGUUUAGGGCGAGUACUUCUGAGGAAAAGUCGGAUAUUGGUGCUCGAUGAAGCAACUGCAUCAAUUGAUAAUGCAACUGAUACGAUUCUGCAGAAAACUAUUCGGACUGAAUUUGCAGAUUGUACUGUAAUCAUAGUGGCACACAGGAUACCAACCGUGAUGGAUUGCAACAUGGUUCUCGCCAUUAGCGAUGGAAAAGUAAUGGAGUAUGAUGCACCUAGGAACUUGAUGAAGAGAGAAGAUUCGCUGUUCGGGCAGCUUGUGAAGGAAUACUGGUCCCGUUCUGAGUCUACAAAACCCCAUUGAAGCUAACAAUAAUUUCUUAUGCUAACUUUUUUAACAAAACGGGAAGAAAAAAACAAAGGUUUUAAGUGGGAAAGCAGGGGAAAAAACUUCAGUGGAGCUCUAAAGAAAAAGAAAAGCAUUGAGAGGCCACGUUCUAGGUUGUGUAAUUAAUGUAUCUAGUUGUACUGAAAUGCUAUGCUCCUUCUUUCUA
Molecule: messenger RNA, 1987 nt
Organism: Corylus avellana
Lineage: Eukaryota; Viridiplantae; Streptophyta; Magnoliopsida; Fagales; Betulaceae
Source: RefSeq, a predicted model, not a curated record